AAACCAAAUCAACAGAACGCCCCAGAACUACUCGACGCGAGCUCCGCACGAAGACAGGAGUGGCGGGACGAAAUGGCAUCCCUGGCCCGCGCCGCCGCCGCCGUGAGGUCGGCGGCCCUCUCCGCGCCCCUCACAGGCCGCGUCCUCGGCGCGCCGUUGCCUUCCCUGGCGUCGCCUUCUGCUGCUGCCCGGUCCGCCCGGAUCCUCCGCAGGUCGGCGGCCGCGGCGUCGGCGGGGCUGGAGACGCUCAUGCCGCUGCACAGCGCGGUGGCGGCGGCGCGGCUUAGGUCCUGCAUCGCCGUCGACUCCUCCUGCUGGAGCUCGCUCUCGCAAGGUUUAAACAAGCGCAUCUGAUCAUCGCUAGGAGCUGAGCUGCAGAGAAGAUAUGCUUUGCCUUUGUGACAGAAGCUGCACCUGAAGCAACCAAUGAAUAUUAGGAAUUACAAACAAGGCCUGUAAUAAUGUGAUGCUUGUAAACUAAUUUCGCCUUUGAAGUUCAUUGAAUUUUGUAACAUGAAUCAUACAAGAUGUGGAACUAGCAUCUGUUGGUGUUAUAUUAUUCAAUGGCCCACAAAUUAUCUGCGGCUCAUUUAAA
Messenger RNA from Panicum virgatum (switchgrass), 595 nucleotides. RefSeq lists its product as uncharacterized. The record is from RefSeq and is a predicted model, not a curated record. NCBI's taxonomy places the organism in Eukaryota, Viridiplantae, Streptophyta, Magnoliopsida, Poales, Poaceae. The transcript is spliced from 4 exons. Bases 73 to 354 code for a protein of 93 amino acids.